AUGAGGACUUGGUUCGGUCGUGGCAAGAAACUGCAGCGUGCAGUAACAUCGUGCUGUCUCUGCGCUUUUGUUCUUUAUGGCUAUGACCAAGGUGUCUUUGGAGGCAUUCUUGAGAACGAGGAUUGGCUGCGACAGUUUAAUGAUCCUGGUGAUACUUUGACUGGCUUCAUCACCUCAAGCUAUAAUCUGGGCUGUUUGCUGGGAUGCUUUAAGAAUUUCUUUGUUGGUGAGAAACUUGGUAGACGAUGGACUAUUUGGGUAGCUAUGGGCUGGAUUCUCGUUGGAGCUGCGUUGCAAGCAACUUCUUUUACACGAGGACAUCUGAUUGUUGGAAGAAUCGUCACCGGUGUCGGCACUGGUCUCAAGACUUCUACAGUUCCCAUGGUACAAAGCGAGGCCGUCUCGUCUCUGCAGAAGUCAUGUUUCGUCGGUAUCGGCAUCGCCUUCGCAUACUGGUGGGACUUUGCCUUCAGCUUCGUCGGCGGGCCAUUCGCAUGGCGCUGGCCACUCGCCUUUCAAGCUGUUUUUGCAUUCUGGGUUAUCUUUGUGGUUUUUGGUGCCAUCGAAGUGCUGUCAGCGGUCUAUGAUAAGCCCACUGAUCAUCCUGACAUCCUGCGAGAGGUUGAGUCGAUCGAGGCGGCUUUGUCAAUCGAAGCUGAAGCGGAGGGAAGUACUUCUUGGGCUUCGACUUUUAGGAAGGAUAAAGUUAGCACGAGAUAUCGAGUCUUCCUUGCUUGGUUUGUGCAGUUUAUGAAUCAGGCUGGCGGUAUCAACCUGGUUGUUUACUACAUCUUAACUGUUCUGACUGCCAAGGUCGGACUUGAACACAGGCUCGCCCAAAUCAUCGCGGGGUGUAUCCAGCUCAUGUUUCCCAUCGGUUCUUUACUCCCUACUCUGGCUCUGGACAAGAUGGGUCGUCGAUCUACCAUGAUGUGGGGAUCUGCUGGACUAUCUUUCUCGAUGCUGAUGGUAGCCGCACUUCUAUCUCAGGCAGACGAUACGUCACGAGGUCGAGCAUUUGCUGCUGGAUCAGUAGCGUUCUUCUUCACCUACAUGCUCGUCUUCGGUGCGAGUAUGAAUUGUGUUCCGUGGGUUUACGUCCCCGAAAUUCUCCCUCUUCACGCUCGAACCAAAGGAACUGCCAUUGGCGUCAGUUCGAACUGGCUCUGGAACUUCACAGUAGUCAUGAUCACUCCCAUCCUCAUUAAUCGUCUUCAGUGGAAGGCAUAUCUCAUCUUUAUGGCCACCAACCUCAUUUUCGUGCCGAUCAUCUUUUUCUUGUAUCCUGAGACUUCGAACUUAGCUCUUGAAGAGGUUGAUUACAUUUUUGCUCGUGGCGAGAAUACUGUUCAAGUGGCUAGGGAGAUGCAGAAGGAACUUGCUCUUCAUGGACGUUUGGCGGAUGAUAGAUAUCCUGAGAAGGCGGCAAAGAUGGAAAGCAAGUCACAUGAGAGGAGUGAUGAAUUUAUGGAGCAUGUAAAUGCUUGA
Messenger RNA from Fusarium fujikuroi IMI 58289, 1488 nucleotides. Its product is annotated as related to sugar transport protein STL1. Gene Ontology annotation, molecular function: carbohydrate:proton symporter activity. The record is from RefSeq and is a predicted model, not a curated record. Gene Ontology annotation, biological process: transmembrane transport; carbohydrate transport. The transcript is spliced from 5 exons. Gene Ontology annotation, cellular component: membrane. Bases 1 to 1488 code for a protein of 495 amino acids. Lineage: Eukaryota; Fungi; Ascomycota; Sordariomycetes; Hypocreales; Nectriaceae.